CACCCACAUCGCUAGUGCUGAAGGACUAUGUUAAUCACGAGCUGGUACCUAUCCUGACCAUGGACCCGAACGGGGCCCCACGAUUGGCCCCUGCCCCCGCCUAUACGCCCACGGUGACCUCCUGCGAGGUGACCACGCCCAGCAACAGCUGCAUCGCCCAUGGCAGCGACUCGGCCCUGGGCUACUCCUCACUGAACAGCCCGCUGCUGGAUGUCCUCAAUACACCCACAACAUCACAGGCGGCCGCCUCGGGCGUGUACACCCUCACCGAGGAGACGGAGAUUGAGCUGCAAGAGACGCAGGUGGAUAGGAUCUAGAUCUAGCGAUCCGAGGGCCGCAAGGCCAACGAAAGAAAGUAUUAGACGAAAAUUCAGUAUUUUAGAGAGAGCGCGAGACACAGGUCCCUAGACAUAGUCUUAGACAUAGUCCCUGGGUUGAGAGAAUGUCGAUGUCGAAUGUAAAAUGUGUGUUGGACUUUUUUUUUGUUGUUUUUUUGGAUGUUUGUAUGUCUAAAUUUGUAAGGAAUUUCCCCCGUGUAAUUGGCAUCUACCGCUGGAACAGCGGAGAUCAUAGAUCAUAAGCAGAACUAUCAAUGUAUUGUAUAUAGGCAUUGGGUCGAAGGAAGAUACAUUUCCAUAGCUCCUAAGCAGAUGAUACUAAAAAAUACAAAAAUACAAAAAAUACAAAAAAUAACUAGUCAAUGUUAGGGGUACUGCAAAAAGGCCCAGGCAAACACAAAACCCAAAAACCAAUAAGAAUUAAGAUAAACGUUAUACUACAAGUAAAUACAAAAUCGGAUACAAUAGGAUUUGGCCAGAGGUGCUCUCUCAGUGUUUCAGAUCAUGAUUGCCCCGAUCCCGAUCUAAGCUUAUCCUUGGGUAUUCAAAUAUCAAUAUAAUGCAUUACAAGAAAAUAUCAUUUUCAUGGAAAAUUGAUACUGAACGAGUGUUGAUAUUGUUAAACGAUCCAAACGAUAUGCAAAUUUGAUCUGUGCACUGAUCUGAUCUGAUCUGUGAAUGGCAGAAGCAUAUAGUAGGUGGUUAAGUGCUUCAAAUUACAUAUUACUCGAACCUCUAUCUUAAAGAACAGAAGUUUGACCGAAUAGAUUCCAUUGUUGAUUGAAAAGUAAGAAGUGUCAAGCGUCUAGCAGUGGGAUCCGGCACCAAUCAAGGCUGCUGUCUGGUGGUUUGGCCAGUGCUCAAAACAAUCCCAUCACCCCAAAAAGCACAGCCGAUCAACAGAGAUGGAGAGAAAGCACCCUCUCGCCCUGUCUCCUUCUUUCUCAUUCAAUCUUCGCUCUGGUGAAAGCUUUCCCCGAACAUUUUCAACUGCAAUUAAAUAUAGUAUAUAAAUAUAUAGGUAUGAUUAAUAGAUAAAUUCGUCUUUUAUAUGUAUGUAUGUAUGUACUCGUAAGCAGAAACACACAAUUACAUAUAUGCAAUCUCCAGAACAGAACCCAUACAUAUACAUAUACCUAAUCAACAAAAAAAAAAAAAACGCCCACACCCAUAUUUUAUACGUAACUCAAGCUUAGUAAAAUUAA
This is a messenger RNA of Drosophila miranda, 1543 nucleotides long. RefSeq lists its product as uncharacterized. NCBI's taxonomy places the organism in Eukaryota, Metazoa, Arthropoda, Insecta, Diptera, Drosophilidae. The transcript has a single exon. Bases 60 to 317 code for a protein of 85 amino acids. The record is from RefSeq and is a predicted model, not a curated record.